GCAGUUUUUUUCUCCGCACGGAAAAUCACACCUCCUUCUAAAUAUGUCUGAUAUGGAACACAAUAAUUCACCCAACCAUAUCUCUUCCCAAAAUGAUACAGCAAAAAAUCAACCUACAUCUUCAUUAACACCUCUUGACGAUAGACAACUACUGCUCAAGAUGCAUCCCCGGAAUAAGCUCACUAAGUUUGACCCAUUACAUAUGGACAAGAGGAUCGCAAAACACAUGUCCAAAUAUGACAAAGAAGUGGACAAAACUUUGUUUAGACAAUCUUACCAUUCUCAGCUGAGUACGCUCGAUUGA
This is a messenger RNA of Acaulospora morrowiae, 304 nucleotides long. NCBI's taxonomy places the organism in Eukaryota, Fungi, Glomeromycota, Glomeromycetes, Diversisporales, Acaulosporaceae. The record is from the annotation of a GenBank genome assembly.